GCUCUUUUAGCCCUUACCAUGCACAAGAGUGCGGUCUGUGUGUUUCUUGCCUCUGUGGUGCUGCUAUGCGGCGCCGCCCCACUGGACCACCAGCAUGGUGGUUCGGACUCCAAGUGUCCGCUGAUGGUUAAGAUCCUGGAUGCAGUGAAGGGGGCACCGGCCGGCAGUGUGGCCCUCAAGGUGUCGCGGCGCGGUGCCAACGGAGAGUGGGCACAAGUGGCAUCCGGAGUAACAGACCCCACAGGUGAGGUUCAUGAUCUGAUCUCGGAGCAGAACUUCCCUGCUGGAGUUUACCGUGUGGAGUUCGACACUAAAUCAUACUGGAAAGCAGAGGGGAGGACGCCGUUCCACGAGGUGGCAGAGGUGGUAUUUGAAGCACAUGCGGAAGGCCAUCGUCACUACACUCUGGCACUGCUGCUAAGCCCUUUCUCCUACACAACCACAGCUGUGGUGGUCAAGGCCCACGACUGAUGCACACUGGUACACACACGGUUCACCAUUAUCUCCAUCUUCACUGACACGCAAUAAAUGAAUAAAUGACAUGCCAAAUAA
This is a messenger RNA of Engraulis encrasicolus (European anchovy), 552 nucleotides long. RefSeq names its product transthyretin (prealbumin, amyloidosis type I) (gene ttr). The transcript has 4 exons. The record is from RefSeq and is a predicted model, not a curated record. Gene Ontology annotation, biological process: purine nucleobase metabolic process. Lineage: Eukaryota; Metazoa; Chordata; Actinopteri; Clupeiformes; Engraulidae. The coding region runs from base 19 to 471 and encodes 150 amino acids.